AUGUCUAUCCCGAACCAAGCGCUUGAAAAGCUGAUUCGAGAAAUCGAAAGCCAAGCCAUCGUGGCCCAGCAGCAGAUUGGCCAGGCACGCACACAAAUGACGGCAAAGCAACGAGAAAUGCGUAUGGUCCGUCUGACGCUUGAUGAGGUUUCCACCUUGCCCCCGAAUUUGAACGUCUACGAAGGUGUCGGCAAGAUGUUCGUCGCGUUGCCCACCCCGCAGCUUACACAGAAACUGGAGGGCCAAAUCAAGGAUAGGGAGGGCGAGGUUGAGAAGCUGAGCCAGAAGCUGCACUACCUGGAGACCACGUACAAGAACAGCCGGCAGCACAUUGACCAGAUGCUCAAGGCGCAGUCAUGA
Messenger RNA from Colletotrichum fioriniae, 360 nucleotides. RefSeq lists its product as uncharacterized. Gene Ontology annotation, cellular component: prefoldin complex; cytoplasm. NCBI's taxonomy places the organism in Eukaryota, Fungi, Ascomycota, Sordariomycetes, Glomerellales, Glomerellaceae. Gene Ontology annotation, molecular function: protein folding chaperone. Gene Ontology annotation, biological process: protein folding. The record is from RefSeq and is a predicted model, not a curated record.